Molecule: messenger RNA, 818 nt
Organism: Hydra vulgaris (swiftwater hydra)
Lineage: Eukaryota; Metazoa; Cnidaria; Hydrozoa; Anthoathecata; Hydridae
Product: S-phase kinase-associated protein 1
Biological process (GO): SCF-dependent proteasomal ubiquitin-dependent protein catabolic process
Cellular component (GO): nucleus; cytoplasm
Molecular function (GO): cullin family protein binding
Source: RefSeq, a predicted model, not a curated record
GUUGCUGCGUGUUGGCGGCAACAAAUUAUUUAGAUCGGCCUAUUUAUAAUCGAUAAAUUUCUUUGCCGUUUAAUUGAAAUAACUAAAGUUUUCGCCUAUAGCUUUAGUGUUAUUUUUUAUUUUGUUGAGACUUUUUUUAAUUGAGUUUUAACCUUUUAAAGCAUAAAUAAAAAAUGCCAACAAUAAGGUUACAAAGUAGCGACAGUGAAGUAUUUGAAGUUGAUGUUGAGAUUGCUAAAGCAUCAAUGACAAUCAAGACAAUGUUGGAAGAUCUAGGUAUGGAUGACGAUGAUGAUGAACCUAUCCCAUUACCAAAUGUUAAUGCAGCUAUCCUGAGAAAGGUUAUUAACUGGGCUACUCAUCACAAAGAUGACCCGCCACCACCAGAAGAUGAUGAAAAUCGCGAAAAACGUACUGAUGACAUUGACCCUUGGGAUCAAGAGUUUUUAAAAGUUGAUCAAGGUACAUUGUUCGAAUUAAUUCUUGCAGCAAACUAUCUGGAUAUUAAAGGAUUGUUGGAUGUGACUUGCAAAACUGUUGCUAACAUGAUUAAAGGUAAGACACCCGAAGAAAUUCGAAAGACAUUUAAUAUAAAAAAUGAUUUUACACCAGAAGAAGAAGAACAAGUUCGAAAAGAAAAUGAAUGGUGUGAAGAAAAAUAACAUUUUAAAAAGAAAUUAAGUAUAACUAUUAUUUAUGAAGCUUAGUAAAAAAACAUUUCUGAUUGAAAGUCAUUUCAUUAUAAUUGGGUAAGCUUCAUAAUGGUAUUCUUGAUAUUGUUUUUAAGUGUUUAAAUAUAAUAAAUACUGUUUAAAUAC